Molecule: messenger RNA, 2326 nt
Organism: Drosophila willistoni
Lineage: Eukaryota; Metazoa; Arthropoda; Insecta; Diptera; Drosophilidae
Product: serine/threonine-protein kinase meng-po
Exons: 5
Coding region: 138-2237 (699 amino acids)
Biological process (GO): peptidyl-threonine phosphorylation; peptidyl-serine phosphorylation
Molecular function (GO): protein serine/threonine kinase activity; ATP binding
Source: RefSeq, a predicted model, not a curated record
UAAGAUCAGAGAGAAUGAUUAAAAAAUGAAAUGAUAUACAACUGAGUAUUGAAGUUUUUAUAAAAACAAUCCAAAGUAGAACAUAAACAUUGAAUUGAAUCAUUGAAAAAGUUGUCAAGUUAGUGCAAAGCUUCAAUAUGUCAAAAAAACCUCGCGGACAUAUACACAAAAUACGUGAAUUUGAAUUGGAAAAGAUUCAACUGGUUGAUGAAUUCGAUAUCAUACAAAUUGUGGGCGAAGGAUGGUUUGGAAAAAUUCUUCUAGUCGAACAUCGAGGGUCUCAGACAGAAAUGGUCCUGAAGGCAGUACCCAAACCUUAUGUGACUUUACGUGAUUUCUAUAGAGAAUUUCAUUAUGGUUUACAUUUGGGUGUGCAUCGGCAUAUUGUGACCACGUAUGAUGUGGCAUUUGAGACAGCUGGAUUCUAUGUCUUCACCCAGGAAUAUGCUCCACUUGGCGAUCUAACCUCUAAUGUCACGGAAACAGGAGUGGGCGAAGUAUAUAGCAAGAGAGUGGCCAAACAAUUGGCCUCUGCCAUAGAUUAUAUGCAUUCAAAAGACAUAGUACAUCGUGAUAUUAAACUGGAUAAUGUUCUAAUCUAUCGCUCCGAUUUUCAACGUGUUAAACUAUGCGAUUUUGGUGAAUCCUAUCAAACUGGCUCACUGGUGGAGAGACGAAACGAAUGGUUACCCUACAGUCCGCCAGAAGUAUUAGAAGUUAAACCAGAAGGAACAUAUAAAGCUGAUCCCAGUCACGAUGUUUGGCAAUUUGGUAUUGUGAUAUUUGUAUGUCUGACCGGAUGUUUGCCCUGGCAGAAAGCCGCCUCGGAUGAUCCACGCUAUGUACGUUAUUUGGCCUGGCAGAGUAGCAUCAUGAUGAUGCCAUUGAGGAGGACUCCCAAAUUGUUUAAAUUACUCACCUCGAAUGGCCAGCGAAUGUUUAAACGUUUCUUUGCUCGCAUCUCAAAUAGACCCAAGAGUUUGGGAGAUGUUACCAAAUUCCUGGACGAUCGCUGGUUGGCCAAGACGGCUGAAAAAGAGAUGGCUGAAUAUGAGACGGAUGAGCUAUGUCCCUCGAUGUACUCCUUCCAUAGCAGUCCAGAUGAGAAGAAUCGUUUGUUGUAUACCCUUGCGGAUUGUGGCAUUGAGACGAAUGUGGAUCGUCAGCAGAAAAAGAAUCGUAUUAAAGACUGGAUAGAAUCUUCCAUCAUAACAGAGGAAGAUGAGGAGGAGAAUGAAGAAACCAAUUCAGCUUCGCCCUCAUCUUCGGUUUCGCGUGAACCUGUGCCCGGACACAUUUCCUCCAUACGUCAGCCAUUGGCCAGCAAGCCAAAGGAAAUCAAGAGCACCCUCAAAGAUGCCAAUCAGAAACAUUUUGAUCCACGAACAGGUGUCCUCCAACAGGGACCUAGUGAGAUGGGUGCCCAACUGGCUAGUGGUAAUCAGUCUUUAGCUCCUUCAAAUUACACCACAGCAUCGACUCUGACCAAUGCGGAUAGCUUAUUGACUUUGGGUUCGAGACAAGAUUUAAUGGCCAGCAAUUUAACCAUGUAUAACUCAAUGGAAUUGGAAAUAAAUCGUCUAGGUGAGGGCUACCAAAACAACAACAACAACAACUUCAACAGCAGCAGCAAUCUCCUACUAACCGCUCUCGAUGUGAAUCCUGGCCACAAUCUCCUCCUCCAUCCUUCACCUUCCAAAAACUCCAUUGGCGUGGGCACCGGUCCAGCACGCCCCACAACCACCAAGGGCAUUCUGCAACGCUCCAAAUCGGACACUGUGCAGGCUGCCCUAUUUGCCAGCAUGCCAGCUAUAAAUCAAGUUAAUAACAAUGUUCAACAGCAGCAACAACAAUCCCUGGGCUUUGUCCCUAAUGCUAGUUCCUUCUUUGGCUCAAAAACUAAUAAUACCAAACAAGUGACCUUUAUGGGCCUAACUAAUGCCUUUCAAUCGCUUGCCCAAAUGCCAAUACAACAGCCGCCCACCAACUAUAAUAAUUAUCAUUAUGAUUCUCAAGUUAAAGACAGUGCCUAUGGUUCCACCGAUGUUAGUGAGAUGGCUUCAAAGGCAAGAAAUGUUCCGCCUCCAAGCACCAGCACCGGCAAUGGCACUCACUAUAUGCCCUACCAGCAGCCGCAACCGCAACAACAAAGAUCGGUGGCAUUCAAUAUGAAGGAUUCACCAUAUGAUCGGGUUGGGGUCACCAACCCUAACAAUUCAGGGCGCAAAUAUAGAUAGCUCUCAAUUGAGCCCACUUAUAUGCUACUACUAUUACAACUACAUGCAAUACAAGUUCCAAAAUAAAUAGUUUAUAAACAUUUCGUAAA